AUGUCUUUCCAGAAGCCCGAGAAGGAUUUCGGCGAGGGCCCUAAGGUCCACAAGAUCCGUAUCACUCUUACCUCUCGCAAGGUCGCCGCCCUCGAGAAGGUCUGCUCGGAGCUCAUCGACCGUGCCCGCUCCAAGUCCCUCCAGGUCAAGGGCCCCGUCCGUCUGCCCACCAAGUCCCUUCACAUCUCCACCCGUAAGACCCCCAACGGUGAGGGUUCCAAGACCUGGGACAAGUACGAGAUGCGCAUCCACAAGCGUCUCAUAGACCUGCUUGCCCCCACCGAGACCGUCAAGCAGAUCAUCAUCAACAUCGAGGCUGGUGUUGAGGUUGAGGUUACCAUUGCUGCUUAG
Aspergillus chevalieri is the source of this 351-nucleotide messenger RNA. It is a transcript of the gene S10a, whose product is annotated as 40S ribosomal protein uS10. Gene Ontology annotation, biological process: translation. Gene Ontology annotation, cellular component: ribosome; cytosolic small ribosomal subunit. The coding region runs from base 1 to 351 and encodes 116 amino acids. The record is from RefSeq and is a predicted model, not a curated record. Gene Ontology annotation, molecular function: RNA binding; structural constituent of ribosome. NCBI's taxonomy places the organism in Eukaryota, Fungi, Ascomycota, Eurotiomycetes, Eurotiales, Aspergillaceae. The transcript has 3 exons.